Micropterus salmoides (largemouth bass) is the source of this 8666-nucleotide messenger RNA. It is a transcript of the gene arhgef10la, whose product is annotated as Rho guanine nucleotide exchange factor (GEF) 10-like a. Bases 1723 to 5601 code for a protein of 1292 amino acids. Gene Ontology annotation, biological process: positive regulation of stress fiber assembly; SREBP signaling pathway; actin cytoskeleton organization. The transcript is spliced from 27 exons. Gene Ontology annotation, cellular component: cytosol. Lineage: Eukaryota; Metazoa; Chordata; Actinopteri; Centrarchiformes; Centrarchidae. The record is from RefSeq and is a predicted model, not a curated record. Gene Ontology annotation, molecular function: protein binding; guanyl-nucleotide exchange factor activity.
UUGAUCGAUAGAGUAUCAUCUGCAUAACAAUGAAAGUUUAUGGAAUAUUUCCUGACAAUAUUGCCUAAGGGAAGCAUAUAUAAAGUGACAUAUAAAGUAACAUUGACAUCAUCAUUUGUUUCAAAUAUGUAAAACACAGUCUACCACAACCUGUACGCCAGGUUUUAUUUUCUACUGUCACUCGUGUACAUGGUUUUAUAUGAGCUCGAGUGUGGGGGUUAGUUUUGUGUAUUACCUGGCUGUGAGACAAACUUCUCCUUGGGGACAAUAAAGUUGAAAAUGGAAGGUGGGAGGUGACUGCUGUGCAAUUAAAUAAGCAACCCAUGUAUUUAAAGCCCAAAGCAAUAAACCAAAUCCAAACAAAAAGGGCAGUUAAAUAGACAAACAACAUUUUUCCAAACCCUGUAUAUUUUAGGGAGUGGGGGGUAAGUCCUCAUAUUUUAUUUCUAUUUUUGUUUGCAUCAGUGAAACUAGCAAUUUAAGCUUAUCCAAUCCUGUCAUUAUAUUUAAGUUAACACAGUUUACAUAGUCACCGCAAAGUUUGUGCUGUUUUGUCAUGCAGAAUAUUCAUUCUAUAUUCUUAGGUUUCAUUCAUUAUACUCUUCAUUAUACUCAUUGUGUCCAUACUAGCAUUGUGUCAGUGUUCUCAUAGUUUUCAAUAUUCUCAUGAAUAAUAGAAUAGAUCAGAAUAGAAUAGAAUAUGCAGCAUAUGAUAUGAUAUACUGUAUAGUUUAAUACUUGUGAAUGAAGGAAUAAACACUGUCAAGUCUCAUGAUAUCAUAUCUCCAGAUUUUAAAGGUUUAAAAAAAAUACUGCUAAUGCUUUUCUUACAUGGCAACAGCAAACAUUUUCAUUUAUACAGUCAGUGUUAUUUCAGUGUCAGUGUAUAUUUAAAUAAUUGUAAUUUUGCAUGUGCAAUGUAUUAUUUUGCCUUUGAAAAUAUUAUCAAAUGGAUCACAUAUAAUGCUACAAUUCAUUUGGCUACUCCUUUCAAAUCUCUAUUUUGUCCCUGUGUGUUGUUCAUCAGAAAUCAGUUGUCACUUUCUCUUUCAGCUAUAAAUGAGAAAUUCAUACAGCUGACUGAAGUACAGCAUAAAAGACAACUUCAUUCCCAUACGGAAAUGCUCUGAGGCAGAAUUGCCCCUAAUUCCUUUUGUCCAGCCCUCUUGUUCUGAGUAACUCGCCUGAUUGGUACAAAAACCACCCCCUAGGCUUUUCAUUGGCCACAUGCUUGACUUUGUCACUCUGCCAUUGGCCAGUUGUGUCUGAGAGCCCUCACCCUGCUUUGUGCUGCUGUCUGGGCAGCAGCAGGGUUCUGGAAAGUGGGAGGAGGGAGAAAACCAGUAUGAGACUGGAGGGGCUGAGGGGGUGAAAGGACCCAGCUAAAAAAGAGAGGGACAGAGAGAGGAGAUAGAGGGAGGAACAGAACCAGAGAGACGACAGAGGCUGAAGAGAAAGGGGAGGGAGCCAAGAGGGUUACCUCAUCUAGAGCUGCUAGUGCACACGGUGCAGGGGAGAAGUUGUGGGAAAGUAAACAGCAGAGGAGAAUUCCAAUCUGUUUUCAGCCACUUGCAGCCCUCGCAGGAGACCAUAAAGAUGAGUGAGCUGGACCCGGCAGCAUGGUAAUAACUGAGAGUUUAUGGUUGAUUACCAGGAUUAAAGGGUCACCAGGGAGUGCCUGAAGCUUCUUGAAGGACAUACUACUGAGGACAAGGAGAGAUUAUGUCUACUGUGAUGUCUCAGCAACCGCCAAAGGAGGAUGAAGAGGAGGAAGAUGAGGAGCGAGGGGAGGAGUUUCUGUUUGAGGACAGUAUGGAUGAAGAGAAACUUCAGGAGGACAGCAAAGGGACUGGUUCUGUUAGGUCUGACCAGUCCAAAAAGGAGGACAGACAGACAUCAGACAGUGUUCCACAAACAGGCACAGACAGCACACAACUUCUCAGAACAUCGCCUUCUGCUGGACAGGAGGAUAUUCCUACCAAGGAUGUAGCUUCAAUUUCUCCUCCAGAUGUUCCAGUUAAUGCAUCAUCUAGUUGGGCCUCAACAACAGCAGCCGAGCCCAGUACCCCAGCUCCUUGUGUGGGAGAGGGGCUCCGGGGCCUUCCUGUGGCUUCAGCUGCGGGGACGUCGGCUGAUUCAAGAGACCACAGCAAAGAAAUCGUCAAGGAAAACUUUGGCUCAAGGGACACCUCUGAAGCUUUAUGUGUGGCUAAAGCAGAGCCCCAGAUGGUGGUGGCUUCAGAGGUGAUCUAUGAUGACGUUCCAAGUGAGGACCCCCUUUCUCCUGAUGAAGCAGAUAUGAUCUACGAAGAUGUUCAGAGAGACAGUGGUCCUCUGGAUGCAGACAACGGCUGGAGCUCCAGCGAGUUUGAAAGCUAUGACGAGCAGUCUGAUAGCGAGACCAAACUACCAACACGGAGCAAGCUCUCUCCUGAAGUGCGUCGGCUGAGGGAACGAUGUGCCAAGACCAAACGUGAACUGGCCAUGAGGCUGUCUGGCAAGCACAACUAUGACAUCAAGGUUCAGCAGCUCAUGAAGGCGGCCAGAAGCGGAACGAAGGAUGGGCUUGAAAAGACCAAAAUAGCCGUCAUGCGAAAGGUUUCCUUCCUGCAGAGAAAAGAUCAAUUGGAAGAGGAGGAUGAUGCAGGAUACCUGGAUGUGGCUGUGUCAGAAGAGAAACAUCCUCCUCCACAGCUGAGCCCCAUGCCAGAGGGGCUGACCAACCACCAGGUUGUCAGACGCCAUAUCCUCGGCUCCAUCAUUCAGAGCGAGCGGAGCUACCUGGAGUCUCUCAGGAGAAUCUUGCAGGAAUACCACAGACCAUUGAUGGAAGCUGAUCCACGCAUCCUCAGCCCAAGGAAGAUCCGGCCUAUAUUUUACCGGAUCAGGGAGAUCACACAGUGCCACUCAAUGUUUCAGAUUGCACUGGCGUCACGUGUGGCUGAAUGGGACAGCAGUGAGAAAAUUGGAGACUUAUUUGUUGCUUCGUUUUCCAAGUCCAUGGUGCUGGAUGUAUAUAGUGAUUACGUGAACAACUUCACCAAUGCCAUGGCUCUCAUUAAAAAGGCGUGCAUGUCCAAACCAGCUUUUCUAGAAUUCUUAAAGAAGAAGCAGGCAUCUAGUGUUGACCGGAUCACACUGUAUGGUUUGAUGGUUAAGCCCAUUCAACGAUUCCCUCAGUUCAUAUUGCUCCUGCAGGACAUGCUUAAGAAUACACCGAAGGGCCACGUGGAUCGCCUGCCCCUGCAGCUUGCUCUGACAGAGCUGGAGAUGCUGGCUGAGAAACUGAAUGAACAGAAACGAGUAGCUGACCAGAUUGCAGAGACUCAACAACUAGCCCGAAGCGUCAGUGAUCGCCUGCUCAGUAAGCAACUGAACUCGGAGCAGGGGUCACUGGUCCUUUGUGAGACGCUUAUUGAGACUGUGUAUGGCGAGCGGGGACAAGUCCUAAAGUCGAAGGAGAGAAAGGUCUUCCUCUUUGAUGAUGUACUCAUCUGUGCCAACAUAAAUGUCAAGGGGCCUCCAGAUAUCAGCAGCCUGGUCCCUGUUGGCCCCAAAUACACCAUGAAGUGGAGCGCCCCCUUACAGCAGGUGCAAGUAGUAGAGGUGGGGCAGGAGGGCUCUCAAAGCAAAGACACCUUUUUCCAACAAAGCGGGGCCAAGCGGCCAGGUGGUGCAUUUACAGCAGGUAAAGUGAUUCUUGGCCCUCCACGGCUUUACCAGGAGCUACAAGAACUGCAACAUGACCUUUCUGUCGUGGAGGAGGUCACUCUUCUUGUGGGCACACUACAGGGGAUGUAUCAGAACCUGAACACCACUGUGGCCCAGGACUGGUGUCUGGCUCUGCAGAGGCUUAUUCGCAUCAAAGAAGAACAAAUCCAGAGUGCUAACAAAUGUCGCUUACGCCUGCAGGUGCCUGGCAGGCCAGACAAGUCAGGGCGCCCUGUCAGUUUCAUGGUGGUCCUCAACACUCCCAGCCCCCUUAGUAAGAUCUCUUGGGUAAACCGUCUGCACUUGGCCAAGAUUGCACUACGAGAGGAAAAUUCACCAGGCUGGUUAUGUGGAGAGGACGAAGGGAAGACGAUGGCCCCGUUCUGGUGUCCGCUGCUUGCCUGUCACAUGUCUGUCUUUGCUACUAAGUCACCAGAGAGAAAGCUUGAAGCUGCCCUCCACAAUCCUGUUCACUGUGCAUUGUUGGGCUUCUCUGCAGCGAGCACCUCCUUACCUCAAGGCUACCUCUGGGUGGCUGGUGGAGAAGGUUCUCAGUGGCAGAUAGAGAUAUUUUCCCUCAACAGGCCCAUGCCAAGAGCUGUAAAGAGCCUGCAGGUCGGCUCUGCUGUCCGAUGUCUGGAAUAUGUGCCAGAACCUUCUCCGACUGAGGAAGUGGAGGCUGGAGUUCACAAGGCCCCCUCAGGGACUGGCGCCAACAUUUGUGUUGGGCUAGACGAUGGGCGCAUACUGAUCUACGGCAGUGUGGACACUGCAGCACAAUGCUUACUGACCCUCCGUAACCCAGAGGGCUGCCCUGUACUGUGCCUGAAGCACUCCACUCGCUUCCUGCUUGCAGGCCUACGGAAUGGGACCAUAAUGCUUUAUGGAAAAAGUAACAGCGAUGACCUUUGGGACCCUGACUCCUGCAGAUGUGUAAGCCUGGGCUCAGAACCUGUGCGGACAUUGUUGGUGUUAGAUGACUCAGUGUGGGCAAGCUGCGGGAACACUGUCACAGUCGUGGACAUCUCCAGCCUCACCACUCAGAAGUUUGAAGUCCAUCCAGACCCAAUGGUCAGCGUCGCACAUAUGGCAUGUGCCGGUGGAGGGGUGUGGAUGGCAUUCUCCGAGGGUUCCUCCAUUCGACUCUUUCAUACUGAAACACUGGAGCUUCUGCAGGAAAUCAACAUCUCAACACGCUCAACGCUGCUGAACACUGGUCAAAUGAGCAUGCGAGUCACAAGUCUCCUAAUUUGCCAUGGGCUGUUAUGGGUGGGCACUGCCCAAGGCUUAAUUAUCACUCUUCCAGUUCCCAAACUCGAGGGCAUCCCCAAAAUAACAGGAAAGGGAAUGAUCUCUCUAAAUGCCCAUUGUGGGCCCGUGGACUUCCUGGUAGCCACCACUAGCACUCUGUCUCCUGAACUGCUGAAGAGGGAUUCUGUCGGGGAUGGCCCAGACUCUGCCUGUGGAGGCGAGGACCGCAGCGACACCUCCUCUCAGGAAUCCCUGCAACAGCCCGGCUCCUACCAGGGGGAGGGAAGAGGCAAAGGACGCGGUGUUCUGCUGCAGUACAGGCUGCGCUCUACAUCAGGACUGCCUGGGCAGCCAUUAACGGCGCUGGUUGACGAGGCAUCGGACUCCUCCCUGGAGUCUUUGGAGCAUAGCGUGGAAGAUGGAUCUAUCUAUGAGCUCAGUGAUGACCCAGAAAUGUGGGUUCGGGGACGUCCUUGUGAGAGAGACGGGGGACGCAGGGACAGGGUGAUCUCUGCAGCGGUUAUCUCUGGAGGCAAGGGCUUCCGUAGACUGAAGGAAGGAGCAGCAGCAGGCCCUAGGACAAGUGGGGAGGGUUUAGAGAAUAUUAUUAUGGUAUGGCAGCUCCCACUGACAGUGUGAUAUGGAAAAUAUGUGACAAGGUUAUGUGUAUUUAUAGAUGUCUACUCAGUUUAGCCUUGAAUCACCUUUUCCAUAAAUUGUGGGAUUUGAAUAUAUGAUGAGAAGGUGUUGCCACUGUUACAGAGCCUGACAUCUUAUAAUUUAGCCUCUGGAAUAAAGAACCGAAGACAUGCUGUUUACUAGAGGUACUGUCAGCCCAUAGCACAAUUUCAUUGUUCAGGGUUGUGCGCCAUCAUCUUCCCAGUAGUGGCAUAGGUCGCCACGAUUAGUUCCAUGUGAUUUGAUCUUGUUCCUCUUUCUGCCUUAGCUGAGACUGAUAUGCCUCAAUUUAACCUCAUCAUUGCUGCAUAUGCUCUGCCACAUUUAUUUUAUGCGAAGGUCUUCUGUUUGAGCAGCCAUGGACAGCAAGCCUUUGAGAGGCAGCCUUUGUUGAAUGUUACACAUCUUUUAUCUGAUCAUAUGGGAGCGAUCCCAUCUGUUUAGAGCAGAAAGCUGGGGACUUCCACCGCAUCACAAAGCACAUUAGAAUCACUUUAUUAGCUUUGGCAGCCUUUCUUUCAUCCCAUACAAUGUGAAUGUACGAUACCUUCUUUUGUGUCUCAAAAUUGAAUCUGUGCUCUCUUCAAAAAAAAGAAUGACAUUUUUCCUGUUUUGUUGCAAAAAAUUAUUUGCUUCCAAGAGCUCACCAUCCCUCUGGUAGUGCAGACUGGCUGCAAAACUGAGUUGCAAAACAAAAGUUAUAAGAAGAUGCUAUUGCUCUACAUUAAAGAAUCUAUAUUUGCACUGCCAAAAUUCUGUAAUUAUUGCAAAUUUAUUUGAGGAAAAGUAUUAUCUUGCCCAAGCAUUGUAAAUGUCAGAUAUCUCUUUCAUUAUUCACUGUAAUCUAUCAGCUAGAUAAAACAAAUUUGUACACAUGGUUGUUAAUACAGUAAUACACAUCUCACAUCAACUGGAAAUCCCAGUUACACAUCAAAAGCAAAACUCUUUAAACUAAUGAUUAAAUAAAGCCCUGCAGCCAUGCAAACUGCUAUUGGCUGUGUAUAAACAGAGGGAAGAUACCUACGAGAGGAACCAAUUAGCAUGUUUACAUCCACAUUAAUUUUCAAUAAUAUACAUAUUUCUGAUUAAAGAUGAUGUUUUACAAUAUAGCAUAAGUCUGUAUUACAGUUAACAGGCACUGAUGUAUACCAUCUGUGUCGUUAGCCAGGACACUAAGUCAUGUAAACCUUGUUCCAUCAACACUUAUUUUCCUUCUGUUUUCAUGGUAAUAUUUGGAAAAUAUUUGGAGUUAAUGCACAUUCAUAUUUUAUGAUCAGGAUAUGAAGAUGCACAUAAACAACUUUUCAUCCCUGGCGGGUGGAAACUUCACAUCUCCGUUUUUGAUAGUUAUCAUGUCCUCAGAUUAAUUGAAAGAUUACAUGUUCUGUCUUUAACCUGAUAGGCAAACCCUUUUAACCACAUUGAAUGAUAUAAAAGUGCAUUGUCAUUACGCUAUGUACAAGCUGUUCUCUUUUUUUAACUUGUAAAUACACCAUUUUUCAUUUAAAGUCACCUAGCAGCAUUGGCAAGUUUGUAAACAUGGACUGUUGACAUUGGCAUUGCAGACAAAACCAAGAACUACUGUGCAGGUUUACUGGGCACAUUUUUCACAGUGUGUGGACACAGUGGGUGGAGGCCAUGCAAGUAUCCAGCUAUGAACAUAGCUUGGUUGAGUUUCAAUAAACCGAGCGAUGGUGAAGGUUAUGGUAUAUCACUAUCCUCCACCUCUAUCUCUACUUAGCCCUUCCACCACACAUGGAUUCUCAUCUUAUCACAGAAGAGGCAUAAAGUGCAUCUUUUGUAUUUUCCCUUUUUUUUCCUCCACUGAAAUUCAGGCGUGUUUAAACAUCCUGCUGUCUGAAUCAUUCAAAAAAAUAAGAAAAUGUAAACUGGCCUUUGGAUGCUGUCAUCUAAAUGUAAAUCUCAAUGUCUUGUCAGAAAUGUAUACUUUUUUUCAUUUGAGAUGCUGCUGGAGCCACAACACCCUAAUAGUCACUAUUGAGGAUGUUCGUCCAACCUUUACCAGAGGAUGAGUGUGUAUUCCGCUUGAGUAGCCUGAUUAAAUAUGUGGCAUUGUUGAACUGUUUCACAGGCUUAUCCGCUAACAACGGAUAUUUAAUCUCAAAUAGUGACCUUUAAUGAACAUUGACUCAUACAUUUAUUUUGCUUACACUACAUGUGUACAGGUAUUAUCCAUGCACUGAAUAUUAAUACUCACUGUACUACUAACUAGAAAUGUUACUGUUCUUGUUAAACCUAUAUUUCCUCUGGACUCUGCAACAGUGUUGAUGUUUUAGAUGAGACUGUAUAAGGCAUAGUUUGUGUUUUAUUUCCUGUGGUGUUAAAGGAUAAGUCCCAUUUAUUAUAGAUUUGGUCUUAUUUUUGGCCUUUCUUUCUGUCAGUUUUGAAAAUGCUGAGAUCUGGGAAUAAUGGUAAUAUCACUAAAAAUGAGUCUGUCCAGAUAGGAAAUACAAUCAGUCAACCGAUUAUGCAUGUUUUAAACAAACACCCUGAUUUGGAAGAAAAAAGAAGAAAUCAUUCACUUCUAAAUGAACAUCGUCACAGUCUACAGACCAACUUCCAGGCUCAACUUUGACCUAUCAUACUUGCUGUAAUCUUGUGCACAUAGUUUUCCUGUGUAAUGAAGCAUUAUUACUGACAUACUGGGUGCAUUCACCUUUAGUUCUACCACGUACAACUGUUCACUCUGUGAUCAUCUGAUACUCAGCUUGUUUCUUGAUCUGUCAGACCUUGUUGUAGCGAUGCUGCUAUGUUCCCGUAUCUCAGCGAUUACUUUGGUGAUUACAAAAUUACAAUAACUGACUGAAAUGAUGGUCAAACCUACAAAAGUAAGGUUACACAAGGAAAGUAAUAAACCGGAAUUAUCCUUUAAGAAAAAGUAUUACACAAAAUGCCGCCACAGGCACAUGGAAACACUGCUCAUUUCCCUGUAAUGUUCCCAAUAAUGUUACAUGUCUAAACAGUGUCUAACAAGCUUAUGUUGAAUUAAAAACAUUUAAAGAUGA